AUGAAUAGGGUAUGCCAAUCUAACAAGUGCCGAGUUUAUGUUGGUAAUUUAUCCUGGAAAGUAAGAUGGCAGGAUCUAAAAGACCACAUGAAACAAGUAGGAGAAGUUAUAAGAGCCGAUAUUAUAGAAGAUUAUGAGGGAAAAUCCAAAGGCUGUGGAAUUGUUGAAUUUGCCGACGAAGAAUCAGCAUCCAGAGCCAUUGCUGAAUUAAAUGAUACUUUAAUUCUCGUGUUAAUGGUUGUGUUAGAUCGUCAAAUAUUUGUUCGUGAAGAUAGAGAGAACUAUAACACAACUCGUGGAUAUGGCCGAUUUUUAAGAUUAAGGCCACGAAUGGAUUCACAUUCGGGUUAUUCUGCUAGAUCAAGUGGUAGGGGUGGAACUAGUGUUAUCGUUACAAAUUUACAAUGGAGAACAAGUUGGAAAGAACUGAAAGAUCUUUUCAAAAAUUGUGGACUAGUUAUUAGAGCUGAUGUAUUAACACAUGAAGAUGGAAGAUCGAAAGGAGUGGGGAAAGUCGUCUUUGCAAAUGAAUAUAGCGCUCGAAAGGCAAUUACAAUGUAUAAUGAUUACGUCCUCGACGGUAGAAAAAUAGGCAUAAUUAGUUCUAUAUACUGUCUACUAGUCGAGAAGAAAUGGGACCAAAUUCUUCUCAACUGUGAAAACUCAGAUAAUGGCAACAUGGAAUACGUUAAACACCCAUUAGCUGAAUUACCAAACCCCAAAGCUAUCUCAAAUUGUAAUACAAAGUUGGUCGAUUUACCAGAACUUGACAACAACAACGUUGAUGAACACGCCUUCAAACUCUACUGGGCAUAUACCAACACUUGGCUCAACAAGAUGUUCGGGCCAUCACUUCGUAACUCACACAAAUUCGUACAACCUACUAAAAAUUGGUACAUGAACAUGGAACGGGCAUCCCAGUUAUUCUUUUUAAGACUAUCAAAGACGCUUUGCUCUACUUAA
This is a messenger RNA of Theileria annulata, 963 nucleotides long. RefSeq lists its product as uncharacterized. Gene Ontology annotation, cellular component: nucleus; cytoplasm. Gene Ontology annotation, molecular function: mRNA binding. NCBI's taxonomy places the organism in Eukaryota, Apicomplexa, Aconoidasida, Piroplasmida, Theileriidae. The transcript has 7 exons. Bases 1 to 963 code for a protein of 320 amino acids. The record is from RefSeq and is a predicted model, not a curated record.